AUGGCGCCUUCGACAGCAGAGCAGAACUUUUCCAGGACGAUCCACACGGCAGCAUGUCUGGUGAUAGGGGAUGAGGUUCUUGGAGGAAAGGCAAGAUGUGAUAAUUCAAACUAUAUGGCCAAGUUCUGCUUUUCUCUGGGAAUUCAACUCAAGAGGGUGGAGGUCAUCGAGGAUGAUGAGUCCGAAAUCAUAGAGGCUGUCCGGCGGAUGAGCGAUCGAUAUGACUUUGUCGUUACUAGUGGUGGCAUUGGUCCGACACACGAUGAUAUCACGUACCAAUCCAUAGCAAAGGCAUUCGGUCUUGAGAUCAAACUCUACGAUGAGGCCUACCAACGGAUGAGGAAGCUCUCCAAACCCCGCCCGGGCGAAGAGACCUUCAACUGGGACGAGGAGUCACCAACAAAGACGGCCAGGCUCAGGAUGGUCGAACUGCCGACAGACGACUCCAUCCCGCUAGAGAAGCAGUUCCUCUUCCCGCGAGAGGAUCUCUGGGUGCCGGUGGCUGUUGUGAACGGGAAUGUGCACAUCCUCCCUGGCGUACCCCGCCUUUUCGAGGGUCUCUUGAACGGCCUGAAGGCGCAUAUUAUGCCACGGCUGGUUGACCCCGAAGGCAAGGGUGCGUGCCGCGUCCUCAUCUCGACGCCCAUGGGUGAGAGUGCCGUGGCAGCGUACCUCACCGAACUAGCCCACAAGGUUGAGCCACAGGGUGUGAAGGUGGGCAGCUACCCUCGGUGGGGCAAGACGAGGAACACCGUCACCUUGGUCGGGAAAGACCAGGCUUUCUUGGAUAGCAUUGCCCCCGAUGUCGCGCAGAACGUCAAGGGUCGCGUAGUCAAAAUCGAGGGAGAGGAUGACGAUCUUCCAGAUGCCGCAUAAGGUACCUUGUCACUGUUGCAUACUAGAAGUAGACGUUGGAUUGACCUGGAAGAGUCCGAAUUUUAGGAUAUUGGCGAGAAGGUGAAAGGGACGGUAAUUCUGAAUAUAGCACGAUCCCCAGAUUAUAGUCGCCGAAAACUUUCUGUUUUCUUUUGCUAUC
Molecule: messenger RNA, 1036 nt
Organism: Cryphonectria parasitica EP155
Lineage: Eukaryota; Fungi; Ascomycota; Sordariomycetes; Diaporthales; Cryphonectriaceae
Product: Molybdopterin binding protein
Exons: 7
Coding region: 1-876 (291 amino acids)
Source: RefSeq, a predicted model, not a curated record